AAGUAUAAUAAUAUCAGUAAGUACGUCGUGACAUCAAAAACAAAUUUGUAGUUUUAGUGCAGUCAAGACUAAUUAAGAAACUAACGCUAAUAUGGUUGCCGAGGAAAAUAGUUUUGUGCUUUAUGGUCCAAAGACUGAUAUUCCCAUACCGGAAGGAUUAUUGGGAAACUUUAUGUACAACUCAUUACUAAACACGGAUGUCAAUCAUUAUUGUAUGGUAGACGUAUUUACUGGAGAAACGCGUACAUUCAGAAGACUACUGGAAGAUUCCUGCACGUUAGCACAAGCGCUACGUAAUUUUGGACUUAAACCCAACACAAUUGUUUCAAUAUGUAGUGAGAACAACGUGAGGUUCUAUGAAGCGGUUUUAGCUUCUCUGUACGUCGGAGCUACGAUAGCACCCAUUAAUCAUGUGUACACGGAAGAUGAGUUAAGACAUGCACUUACACUUUAUCAGCCAGAGAUUGUAUUUUGCUCGAAAACAACUAUUAACAAGUUUUUGAACUUUCAGAAGGAAUUUAGUUUUAUUAAAAAACUGAUUAUAAUUUAUGGUGAUGAAGCUUUUGGAAUAGAAAAUAUACAAUCAUUUACAAAACGACUUUUAAGAUCUGAAAUUGUUCGUCCAGAAGUGUUUAAGCCUUAUAAUGAAGAAGAUCCCGUGGAUCAUGUUGCUUUUAUAAUGAGUUCUUCUGGAACGACCGGUCUUCCUAAAGGAGUAAUGCUGACUGACCGAAAUUUCUUGGUUAGAGUUGCUCAAUCAAGGGACAAAGAUUUUAACAUAGGACCAAUUCAUGGUCAUGCCACCUUAGGACUAAUGCCCUUCUUCCACGGAUUUGGUCUAAAUGUUGGGAUAAAUGGACUUGCAAACAAAGAACAAUUAAUGGUUUUCAAACAUUUUGAUGAAGAUAUUUUUUUAAAGGCGGUGCAAGAUUAUAAAAUAAGCACUUUAUUGGUAGCGCCACCGUUAGCUGUCCUUCUAGCUAAAAGUCCGAAGGUCGAUAAGUAUGAUCUGAGAAGUGUUAAGGAAAUAAUAAGUGGGGCAGCUCCAAUGUCCAAGGAAACAGAAGGUGCAUUACGUAAUAGAUUACAAAACUUAAAUUCCGUGCGACAAGCUUACGGCCUAACCGAAGCAACUUUAGCCGUGACUGCCGGAAGAAGAUUUGACAAAGUAAAACCUGGUUGUAGUGGAUGUGUAAUUACGUAUAUGGCCAUAACAAUUAGGGAUCCCGAAUCCGGUAAAUCUUUAGGACCUAAUCAAGUUGGCGAAGUUUGUAUAAAGGGCCCAAUGGUAAUGAAAGGGUAUUACAGAAAUCCCGAAGCCACUAGACAGACAUUCACUUCUGAUGGGUGGUUGAAAUCUGGCGAUUUGGGAUAUUAUGAUGAGGAGAAAUAUGUUUUUAUUGUGGAUAGAUUAAAAGAAUUGAUCAAAUAUAAAGGAUUUCAGGUAGCUCCAGCAGAACUAGAAGCUGUGAUAUUAAAUCAUCCGAAAGUUUUAGACGUAGGAGUAGUGGGAGUUCCAGACGAACUCGCAGGUGAACUCCCGCUCGCGUUUGUUGUUAAAAGACCUGGCGUAGAGUUAACAGAGAAAGAACUACAAACAUUUGUUUCUAAAAAAGUUUCACCUCAAAAAAGACUACGUGGGGGAAUAAUUUUCAUAGAUGCUAUACCCAAGAAUCCAAGUGGUAAAAUUUUAAGAAGAGAAUUGAGAAAACUGGUAUCCAAACACAAAGUCCACCGUGAAUCCAAAUUGUAAUAAUUAUUUUAGAACUAAAUUUUGUACUUUUAAUGAGAUGGUUUUUUAAUAAAAUUGUAAAAAACUU
Molecule: messenger RNA, 1820 nt
Organism: Diabrotica virgifera virgifera (western corn rootworm)
Lineage: Eukaryota; Metazoa; Arthropoda; Insecta; Coleoptera; Chrysomelidae
Exons: 7
Coding region: 92-1753 (553 amino acids)
Biological process (GO): fatty-acyl-CoA biosynthetic process; long-chain fatty acid metabolic process
Molecular function (GO): long-chain fatty acid-CoA ligase activity
Source: RefSeq, a predicted model, not a curated record